Molecule: messenger RNA, 213 nt
Organism: Cygnus atratus (black swan)
Lineage: Eukaryota; Metazoa; Chordata; Aves; Anseriformes; Anatidae
Product: MIEF1 upstream open reading frame protein-like
Exons: 1
Coding region: 1-213 (70 amino acids)
Source: RefSeq, a predicted model, not a curated record
AUGGCAGCGUGGUCGCGGGAGGCCGUCCUCAGCCUGUACCGGGCUCUGCUGCGCCGGGGCCGGGCGCUGCGCUACACCGACCGCGACUUCUACCGGGCCGCCGUCCGCAGCGAGUUCCGCCGCCACCGCGGGCUGCAGCGGCCGGAGGACAGGGAGCGGCAGCUGGAGAAGGGGCAGGCUUUCCUGCGGAGCGGGCUGGGGGGGCUGCUCUAG